AUGGACCUUCGAGUGUAUGUUGAUGGUGUUGCACGUAUCAUCUGUGAUUUAACUCGAAAAACUACUGUACAUGAUAUUAUCAUAGCACUUGCUCAAUAUAAAGGUAAAGCAGGUAGAUAUUCAUUAAUUCAAUGUUCACCAGAUGGUAUUCAAAGAACAUUAUCACCAAAUGAAUUAACAUGUGAACUUAUUCAUCAUCCUGAUUGGAUUUAUAUAUUACAACAAAAUCCAUCAAAUAUAAAUUUAUCAUAUGUUCAAAAACGUUCAAAAAGUUUAGAUGGACGAAAAACACCAAUCGAACAACAAAAACAACAACAGACAACUGUUGACAUUGUUUCACCAUUAAAUUCCUCAUCUGGUUAUUUUCGAACAAUAGCAAAUAAUAAUAGUUAUGUUAGUUCUACAACAUUAUCAUCUUCAAAUAAAAAACGUUCAAAUUUACAUCAAAUAUUUCCAUCCACAAAUAAAAAUAAUAGCAAUAAUACAAUUCAUUCGAAUGAAUCAUUAUCAUCACCUAUUAUACAUAAACGUUUAUCACGUACACCUAUACAAAAUUCAUUAGAUAAUCAUCAUACUAUUAAUCAUACAAGAGCAAAAUCUGCUGUACCAUCAUCUAUGCAUGAUAAUAGUGCAUUUCAUAUUGUUCAUCAAUCAAAUAAUAAUAAUCAUAUAAAUACUCAACAACAACAACAACAAUAUAUUGCUUUAUUACAAGUACUUAAAUCACAAGAAAUUCAAAUUGAACAACAAAAAAAUGAAUUAAGUGAAAAACAAAAAGAAAUUGAAUAUUAUGAUGUAAUUCUUCAUCAAGGACAAAUAUAUCAAGAUAAUAUUCAACAUGAAAUACAAAUACUUGAAGAACGUGAACGACGUCUUUUUUCUGAAUGUCAAACAUUAACACAAGAAUAUUCACCAGAUAAAUUAGAUUUUGAAUUAGAUUAUCAUAAAAAAUUAAAUUCAAAUUAUGAACAUAUACAACAACAAUUAACACGUUCUUCAUCAACAUUAGAACAAAAAAAACAAUUACAAGAACAACUUCAAUAUAAUAUUAAUCAAACACAUGAAGAUAUUGAAAAAAUACAACGAAAUAUUAAUAAUGAUAAAAAGGAAAUAAUUCAAUGUGAAUAUGACCUUGAACGUUCAAAUUCUUCAUUGAAACAACAAGAAGAUUUGUUACGUAUAUUAACUCAACGUACUGAUGAUACAGAACGUAUUAUUCAACAACGUCGAAAACGAAUAAUUGAAUUAGAAAAUGAAGUAGUUCAAUUAGAUAAUUUAUUGAUUUAUAGUCUGGCUAAAUCACCAUAUCAUUUUCAUUCAAAUUCAUCAACUGAUAUUGUUAAAUCAGGUCAUCUUGAACUUAUGAAUAGUACUUUAUUAAAAUUAUGCCCAAGUGGAAUUUGGGUGUAA
Messenger RNA from Rotaria sp. Silwood1, 1410 nucleotides. The record is from the annotation of a GenBank genome assembly. NCBI's taxonomy places the organism in Eukaryota, Metazoa, Rotifera, Eurotatoria, Philodinida, Philodinidae.